Molecule: messenger RNA, 699 nt
Organism: Camellia sinensis
Lineage: Eukaryota; Viridiplantae; Streptophyta; Magnoliopsida; Ericales; Theaceae
Source: RefSeq, a predicted model, not a curated record
AUGGAAGGUUUAAACUUGAAUGAGCUGGACUGUAAAACCUAUGCAACCAAUGAAAAUCUUCCACCGAACGUCAUUAAGCAACUUGCGACGAAGUUGAAGAAUCUUGAUGAAACUCCUCCGGAGGGCAUUAAAGUAGGUGUUAAUGAUGAUGAUUUUUCAAUCAUAUAUGCUGACAUUGAAGGCCCAGCUGGAACUCCUUACAAGAAUGGUGUUUUCCGCAUGAAAUUGAUAUUGUCUCAUGACUUCCCGCAUUCCCCUCCCAAAGGUUACUUUCUGACUAAGAUUUUUCAUCCAAACAUUGCAACAAAUGGUGAGAUUUGUGUCAACACAUUGAAAAAGGAUUGGAAUCCAAGUCUUGGGUUACGACAUGUUCUGAUUGUAGUCAGGUGUCUACUGAUAGAACCAUUUCCAGAAUCAGCUCUGAAUGAGCAGGCUGGCAAGAUGUUGCUUGAAAAUUACGAGGAGUACGCCAGGCAUGCUAGACUGUACACUGGAAUUCAUGCUCUUAAGCAAAAACCAAAGUUUAAAUCAGGAGCUAUUUCAGAGUCGACCACUGCCUUGAAUGUCGACCAGUCAAAUACCUCAGUUCUCAGCAUUGAUGAGAAGAAAGCAAGUUCUGGAGCUGCAUUACCAUUGCCAUCACCAUUGGCUUCAACUACAACAUUCACCAAAGGGGGAAAUGGGCAGGAUCACAAGUGA